AUGGCGGCAGAAGAAGUUGGAGAUGCUGCUCAACAGAGCUCUGAGAGUACGGAACAGAUAGAAGCGCCGGGUUUUUUGUUGGAGUUAUUUAGCAGUCCCUUAAAUAUUGCACUUCUUGCAAUAUGUUUUUACCUUCUUUAUCAAAUUUUAGCCCGGAACAAACCAGUGGAGGCUCCGCCAAGGCCACCAGAACUCCCCCGGUUGAGGAAGAGAGAUUUCACCAUGGACGAGCUUCGGGAGUACAGUGGUGGUGAAAACACGGAAGGGAGAAUUUUAGUGGCAGUCAACAGUAAAGUUUUUGAUGUCACAAGAGGAAAGAAAUUUUAUGGCCCAGAGAAAUAUGAUUAUAUUGGUAAACUAUUAAAACCAGGAGAGGAGCCAUCAGAAUACUCCGAUGAAGAACAUAGUGAAGCAAGUGAAGCUGAGAAGAAGGAAAACUGACCAAUCUGUUAUAAUUAAUAUUCAUUUUGUAUCUGGAUUAUCUUAAGUGUAUUAUGUUAAAUAUUUGAUUAUAUGUCUUGUAAAAACACAUUUUAAUUUUCUUAGUUUUCUCAUCAAAUCCACUCUGUCGACUUGUUGAUCCUGUACAGCGCUUCUUGUACGGAUCAUGGUUAUCACUCGUCAGUACUGUAAAACCAUUAUAUAUUGACCGAAUUUAAAUUUUGCUGUUUUAUGUUGAUAAUGAAAUUUGCUAAAUUGCAUGCGCAUGGAUUUUUAAAAUUAUAAUAGUGAAUAAGAUCAAUAGUUGAAAUAAAGGUCAGAAAAAUGAAUGGUUUUACAGUACUGUGAACUACAUUUUUUUUUUUAUAUAGCUGGGAUUUAUUUUGCUGAAAACAGCAAAUUGAGUGUUUCCACUUGUUUGACAUAAAGUAUGUGCCAACCAGUGGGAGAGCGGUAUUUUUUGUGGAUGGUAUCAUGAAUUUGUUGUUGAAUCAGCAAAUGUAUUUGGUCAGAGGGAUGCUACAAAAUGCUGUAAUUAUGUAGAGUUAUUCUACGGCUGUUGUAAUAAGGAAAGCAUAUGCGACAUAUAGGAUGGGUUUAUUAGGAGAUAUUCUGGUUCUAUGAAUUGACAUGCAUUACUCGCCUGUUGAUUCAGGGGAUGUGUCACAGUUGCUGGAAAUAAGGCCAGGGACUCCUUUGUUAGAUGCAUGUCCGAUAAUGAGAACACAAUCUUGUACUUUGCGUUUCUGUACAUGAUGUAUUUGUGCAAGGGGAUAUAAUGGUUGCUUUAUCCUUGUCUCUUUCAAAAACUUUUCAAGGCUGAACUCUGAAAUACUGUAAAUUGUAUAAUUUCGGCUGCUCGGAAUUUAAUGGUGUCCGUGGAGUCAAAUUUUGUGAAUCUUUUACCAUGGACUCGUGAAAUAUGAGAACAAAUUGUCCCACAAAGUGAAUGAGAUUUGAUAGAAAUGAAUUAAUAGUCUGCUGUUCUUCUGUUUCAUUUCUGUCCUGACAACAAUGUAUGUCUGUGUCCAAUCUGAUAGCAAUAUAUGUGUGGACAGUUUCAAAAACAGUGCAUUUGUUUUCAUUCUCACAAGUUACCGAUCAUGUUCUCUUUCAAUUCAACAUUUUUCUGCCCCUGAAUAAGAAUUCAUACAGAAAAAUUUGUGCUAAUAUAAGAAAAAUGUGGCUGUCUAAGAAUACAAUUAUUGUGUACUUCUCUGACCCCGACUCCCUCAGUACCGUCACCCCCCCAAAUCCAUUUAUGUUGCAUUAUGGAUUGGUCCAGAAUGGAAUUACUUUCAUUGUGGACACCAGCAAGUCUGGUGGGUCAUCAGUUUCAAGUCAUGGCGAAUUAGUAAGCAAGUUUGCUAACUUACUACCCCAAUACUUUUCGACUUGCUGUUAAGUGUCAGCACUUCAAUAAAGUAUUUUGGCCCAUGUAGCCAUUUCUUUUUAGUUUUCUAAGUUUUAUUUAAUUUAUCAGUAUUCCUACAGUUAACUGAGUGCAUGUUUUCGAAACAGGGUCUCAUACCCGGUGGAUAAGUCUGGUCUAAACACUAACUGGGGAAUGUUGCAUUUACGGGGUAAACAACAGGUACCCUUUCUAGAUUAACUGGAUUCUAGGUAGUACUGUAAAAUCUGUAUUAGAAGCCGCAUCUCUAUUAGAAGUUGUACCCAUUCCUUUUGAACAAUUGAGAACCAAAAAUUCCCCUCUGUUGAAUUGUAGAAGUCACGGCUUCUAAUACAGAUUUUACAGUAGAACACUUUUGAAUGCAACUGGUGCAAUAUUUGUUUUGGGUUAUUUUGCAGCAUAGAAAAUAAAAAUACACUUGUUCCACCAGAUACCCAGGCACCUCAGUUACAACAUCAGGCAAGCAUGCCACAGAUGCUUCUGUAAUUUUCUUAUUUACAGUAGGAACUUUAAUAACCGCUUGAACCAUUGCUAUGAGUGUACCAGAUUGGUAGUUAGAUGUACCUUUUUAGUGUACAAUCAAGUAUAUGUGCAAGGCGUUAGCAAGGACUUCAUGUUUCUGAGGUGCUUGAGGAACCCCCCCCCCUGUCAUUGUGCGAGCAGUCUCGUACGACAUAUUGAAUGCACGUAAUGUACAUUUAGUGCACGCUAUUCGAAUGUAUAUACUUUUGGGUACAAAGGGGUGAUGUAGAAUUAUGUAUCUUUGUUGCAUCUUUUAAUGAUUGUUUAGGUAAAAUUGAGUCAUCACAUUCCUGAAAUAAAAUGAAUUUUCCAGAUG
This is a messenger RNA of Saccoglossus kowalevskii, 2690 nucleotides long. RefSeq names its product membrane-associated progesterone receptor component 1-like. Lineage: Eukaryota; Metazoa; Hemichordata; Enteropneusta; Harrimaniidae. Gene Ontology annotation, cellular component: membrane; endoplasmic reticulum; endomembrane system. The record is from RefSeq and is a predicted model, not a curated record.